This is a messenger RNA of Manis pentadactyla (Chinese pangolin), 2443 nucleotides long. RefSeq names its product AKT serine/threonine kinase 1 (gene AKT1). Gene Ontology annotation, biological process: protein phosphorylation. The coding region runs from base 223 to 1665 and encodes 480 amino acids. Lineage: Eukaryota; Metazoa; Chordata; Mammalia; Pholidota; Manidae. The record is from RefSeq and is a predicted model, not a curated record. The transcript has 14 exons. Gene Ontology annotation, molecular function: protein serine/threonine kinase activity; ATP binding.
GGCGGCGCGCAGGCCCGCCGAGCAACGGCCGCCGCGGCCUCCUGCCCGGCCCCGCCCGGCGGGCGCGCGGGGAUGCGGAGCGGCGGGCGGCGGAGGCCGCGGCCCGGCUAGGCCCGCUCUCGCGCCGGACGCCGCGCCCGCUGGUGGGCGGCAGGGAGGCCCUGCUGAGAGGGGACCAGGAGAGGCGCCCUGGCUGCCCCGGCCCCCUGGAGCCCGGGCACCAUGAACGACGGGGCCAUCGUAAAGGAGGGCUGGCUGCACAAACGAGGGGAGUACAUCAAGACCUGGCGGCCCCGGUACUUCCUUCUCAAGAGUGACGGCACCUUCAUCGGCUACAAGGAGCGGCCGCAGGACGUGGACCAGCGCGAGUGUCCCCUCAACAACUUCUCUGUGGCACAGUGCCAGCUGAUGAAGACGGAGCGGCCCAGGCCCAACACGUUCAUCAUCCGGUGCCUGCAGUGGACCACGGUCAUCGAGCGCACCUUCCACGUGGAGACCCCCGAGGAGCGGGAGGAGUGGACCACUGCCAUCCAGACGGUGGCCGAUGGGCUCAAGCGGCAGGAGGAGGAGUUGAUGGACUUCCGGUCGGCGUCGCCCGGGGACAACUCUGGGGCCGAGGAGAUGGAGGUGUCCCUGGCCAAGCCCAAGCACCGCGUGACCAUGAAUGAGUUUGAGUACCUGAAGCUUCUGGGCAAAGGCACCUUUGGGAAGGUGAUCCUGGUGAAGGAGAAGGCCACGGGCCGCUACUACGCCAUGAAGAUCCUGAAGAAGGAGGUCAUCGUGGCCAAGGACGAGGUGGCCCACACGCUCACGGAGAACCGCGUCCUGCAGAACUCCCGGCACCCCUUCCUGACAGCCCUGAAGUACUCCUUCCAGACCCACGACCGCCUCUGCUUCGUCAUGGAGUACGCCAACGGGGGCGAGCUCUUCUUCCACCUGUCCCGGGAGCGGGUGUUCCCCGAGGACCGGGCCCGCUUCUACGGUGCCGAGAUCGUGUCGGCCCUGGACUACCUGCACUCGGAGAAGAACGUGGUCUACCGCGACCUCAAGCUGGAGAACCUCAUGCUGGACAAGGACGGGCACAUCAAGAUCACGGACUUCGGCCUGUGCAAGGAGGGCAUCAAGGACGGUGCCACCAUGAAGACCUUCUGCGGGACGCCCGAGUACCUGGCCCCCGAGGUGCUGGAGGACAACGACUACGGCCGGGCGGUGGACUGGUGGGGGCUGGGCGUGGUCAUGUACGAGAUGAUGUGCGGCCGCCUGCCCUUCUACAACCAGGACCACGAGAAGCUCUUCGAGCUCAUCCUCAUGGGGGAGAUCCGCUUCCCGCGCACGCUCAGCCCCGAGGCCAAGUCCCUGCUCUCGGGGCUGCUCAAGAAGGACCCCAAGCAGAGGCUUGGUGGGGGUUCCGAGGAUGCCAAGGAGAUAAUGCAGCACCGCUUCUUUGCCGGCAUCACGUGGCAGGACGUGUACGAGAAGAAGCUGAGUCCACCCUUCAAGCCCCAGGUCACGUCGGAGACGGACACCAGGUAUUUUGAUGAGGAGUUCACGGCCCAGAUGAUCACCAUCACGCCGCCUGACCAAGAUGACCACAUGGAGGGCGUGGACAGCGAGCGGAGACCCCACUUUCCCCAGUUCUCCUACUCGGCCAGUGGCACAGCCUGAGGAGGGUCAGCCACGUGCUCCAGAUGAUGGCCUCACCGCGAUGCAAUGGGAAGGAAGCCAGCCCCAAUGAUCUGUAUUCGAUGUUUUUAUAGGAACUGCGCCGCUCCUGCGAGCACGGAUGGUUUCGUGGGCAGGGCUGUCUUCCUUGAGGGCUGCGGCCUCCCGACCAGCUGGGAUGGGAGGAAAAUUGUCCACAUUUUCUUCUUAAUUUAUUUCAUCCAGUUCUCCAGAACAAUUAGAUUCAUGUAGAAAAACAAGGACUUCUACAGCCACGUGCAGCUGGGGUUCUGGGUGGGCCCCGUCCCACAGCUGGCUACCACCCGUCUCAGCUCAGCCGGGGGGGCCAGGGGCGACCUGGUGCGGUCUGCUGGCCCGGCCCCCGCUUCCUCAGGGUGGGGCCCUCAGCGCUGAGGCCGAGGAGUGGGCGGCCUGGGACUCGCCUUGACAGACGGGAACAAGGCUGAAAUUGUUGCUGUGUAUUAUGCUGUCUACCUGCAUCUGGGGGUUUUUAAUCUUAGGAGGAAGUCCCUCCCUCUCACCCCUCUUUUCCCUCUGGGACCGGCUCCCCUGAUGGCUUCCCCAUACCACUUGUCCUGAAUAGCUUCACCGCGCCAUGCGCUCCAGCCCGCCUCACCAGACGCCCAUGGGGAGGGCCCUCACUGUGCCCUCCACGCCCCAGGCCAGACGCCACACCGCACAUGGCAGUUUUUACAUUCAACUUGAGUAUUUUUACUACGAGACUUUCCCUCCAAAUUCUUCAAUAAAAAUUGCUUUUCAA